UUUUGUGCUCCCUGAGUUUUCGCAUGUCCGUAGCCGAAACGACAUUUUCUCCUAUUAUCAAUUAUCAUAUCCUCCCUUUUCAUUUCUAUUUCCAUUCUUCAAUCUUGAUCCCAAACACACGCGCCAAUGCUACAAAUAAAUGAAUAAUAGAUGGCAUGAGGUUGAUCCUCUUCUCUUCUGUUGUAAUCAUUACUCAUCAUCAGAAGCUUUGGCUUCUGUACUUCUGUUAGAGAAUCGAUCGUGCUUACUGACUUGUUCGUAGAAUAUGGAUGGAUAUAGAUUGAUCUCCCAUGUUUGAAACCUCGUUACCAGCUAAUCUGUCUUGUUUCCGUUUGGAGAUUUAAUGCGAAUAUGUCGAGUUUCGUGGGCGUAAUCGUCUCUGAUCCUUGGCUUCAGAGCCAAUUCACUCAAGUUGAGCUUCGAGGCCUUAAAUCUAAGUUUCUCUCAGCAAAGAACCAAUCUGGAAAUGUUACAUUCGCAGAUUUGCCACCAGUAUUGGCAAAAUUGAAGGGGGUCACUGAAUUGACAGAAAAUGAGAUCACGGAGAUCUUAAAGGAGUCAUCUCCUGAUUUAAACGAAGAAGUUGAUUUUGAAUCCUUCCUUCGGCAUUAUUUGGACCUGCAAGCUCAGGCCUCAGCUAAAGUGGGUGGUCCCCAACCUCAAUCGUCGUUUCUCAAAGCAACUACAACUACACUACACCACACAAUUAGUGAAUCCGAAAAGUCUUCCUAUGUCGCCCACAUCAACAACUAUCUUGGAGAAGAUCCAUUCUUGAAGGAUUAUCUCCCCCUAGAUCCAGCUAGCGAUGAUAUCUUCGAAUUGGCAAAGGAUGGUGUUCUUCUAUGUAAACUCAUAAAUGUAGCUGUACCUAAUACUAUAGAUGAGCGAGCGAUCAAUACUAAGAAGGUUCUAAAUCCAUGGGAGAGGAACGAGAACCAUAACCUUUGCCUCAAUUCUGCAAAGGCAAUUGGGUGCACAGUGGUCAACAUUGGCACACAGGACCUAAUUGAAGCAAGACCUCAUUUAGUCGUUGGGUUGAUGUCCCAAAUAAUCAAGAUACAAUUGCUAUCUGAUCUUGAUUUAAAGAAGACGCCUCAACUUGUUGAGCUGGUGGAGGAUACCAAUGAUGUAGAGGAGCUUAUGGGAUUAGCCCCAGAGAAAGUUCUUCUCAAAUGGAUGAACUUUCAUCUGAAGAGAGCAGGAUUUGAGAAGCAGGUUACAAAUUUUUCCUCAGAUUUGAAGGAUGGAGAAGCUUAUGCUCACUUGCUCAAUGCACUCGCCCCAGAACUUGGCACAAACUCAACAUUAGAAACAACAGAUCCCACUGAAAGAGCAAAAUUGAUUAUUGAGCAAGCUGAAAAGCUAGAUUGUAAAAGAUAUGUUACUCCAAAGGACAUCGUUGAGGGAUCAGCAAAUCUAAAUCUUGCAUUCGUUGCUCAAAUAUUUCAACACAGAAAUGGACUAUCAGUGGACCAGUCAAAGAUACCUGUUCCUGAUAUGAUGGAAGAUGAUGCUCAAACUUCACGUGAAGAGCGAUGCUUCCGGCUGUGGAUUAAUAGCCUUGGGAUUGAAACCCACGUCAACAAUUUAUUUGACACUGUCAGGGGAGGAUGGGUUCUACUAGAAGUACUUGAAAAGGCCUCUCCUGGGUCUGUUAACUGGAAAAAAGCUUCAAAAUCUUCCAUUAAUAUGCCUUUCAAGAAACUUGAGAAUUGCAACCAAGUUGUGAGUAUUGGAAAGGAUUUGAAUCUCUCCCUGGUGAAUAUAGCUGGAAAUGAUAUUGCGCAGGGAAACAAGAAGCUCAUAAUUGCUUUUCUGUGGCAGUUAAUGAGAUUUAGCAUGCUCAACCUGUUGAAAAACUUGAGACAGCAUUCCCAGGGAAAGGAAAUUGGAGAUGCUGACAUACUGAAUUGGGCAAACGAGAAAGUCAAGAGAUCUGGUAGAAGUUCCCAAAUGGAAAGCUUCAAGGAUAAAAACCUCGCAACUGGGAGAUUCUUUCUCGAACUUUUAAGUUCCGUUGAGCCAAGGGUGGUGAACUGGGCCCUAGUGACGAAGGGCACAACUGAUGAAGAUAAGAAAUCAAAUGCAACAUAUAUUAUCAGUGUCGCUCGAAAGCUUGGAUGCUCCAUAUUCUUAUUGCCUGAGGAUAUAAUUGAGGUGAACCAGAAGAUGAUCCUGACCUUGACAGCAAGUAUCAUGUACUGGAGCCUGCAGAAGAAGGUGGGAGAUCUUGAGCCUUCGUCUCCUAGUCAGCAAUCUGAGCCUCCGUCUCCUAGUCAGCAAUCUGAGCCUCCGUCUCCUAGUCUGAGCAAUAACGAAUCACCACCGUCUCCGAGAGGUGAUGAUGGCUAGUCUGCAUCAAGUACUGGCGUUCGACAAGAAGUAAUUAGCGGUUAAUAGUCGUUUUCACAAACUGGGAAUUCAACUGGGUCUAGCACAGUUGAAAUUUAUAUGGAGUGGAGAGUUGAGAUAUAGGUUCUGGUAGGAAAAUUCAUGGUAGAGUAAGCAAGAAGGUAUGCAUAACCUUCGAGUUUGAUAGUAGCCACAUCUGCAUUGUUUGGAUACAGUUGAAGUGAGGAAACAGUUUUGUAUGGCACAUUCAUGUUGUUUAUAUUGCAAAGUUAUGUCAUGGUAUAUAAAUAUAGCUUUGGUUUUCA
Messenger RNA from Salvia hispanica, 2657 nucleotides. RefSeq names its product fimbrin-5-like. Gene Ontology annotation, biological process: actin filament bundle assembly; actin filament network formation. The record is from RefSeq and is a predicted model, not a curated record. Gene Ontology annotation, molecular function: actin filament binding. NCBI's taxonomy places the organism in Eukaryota, Viridiplantae, Streptophyta, Magnoliopsida, Lamiales, Lamiaceae. Gene Ontology annotation, cellular component: actin filament; actin filament bundle; cytoplasm.